CCCACCAAAGACCAAAGACAAUCAUGUGCGUCAACUUCCGUGAUUCCUGCUAAAAUCUCUACAAAUAUUUCAGAUUGUCAUAUGUAGUAAAUGAUAACGUUACAAUACAAUAUUGCAAGUAUUUUUUUUUGGGGGGGGGGGCUACCAAACCCCUUUUUACAGCAACUUCAACAAUAGUUAAACUAUUAUCCUUGACUUCUGAUUUCAAAACUAGUUAACCAUCAAUUUGUUGUGUAUACGGAAUAACACGAUGAGGUGAUGAAACAUUUUUAUGGUUUCACAGUCAUACCGGCCCUCUGAGAAAAACAGAAACUACAACUACUGUGGCCCGCGACAAAAAUGUGUUUGACAACCCCUGCUCUGAAUUGUCCAUUGGUGUGAAUAUGAGUUUGAAUGCUUGUUUGACGAAAUGUGUGGAUGGAUGGAUGGACGGAUGGAUCGGUGGAUGGAUGGAUAGGUGGACAGUGGGCAGGCAGAUGGAACGAUCGAUUGGCAGGACCAGAGAGACAGACACACGGACACAAGGAAUCCCGCUUGGAAAUAGAGGAAGCUCCUCACUCUGCCUACUUGUCGCUGCCGUCUAUGAGCCGCCCUGAGGCUCCCCGGUGGAUUUCCCAGCAUUCCUGACAGACAGCAGAUAUCAUGUCCUCACCCUCCCUCCCCAUGAACUCCCUCCCCCCCAGCCCGCUGGCCAUGGAGUACCUCAACGACUUUGACCUCCUCAAGUUCGAGGUGAAACCCGACACGCCGCCGCUCUCCACUCAAUGCGGGUACCCCAAAUCGGGCGGCUCGCCGUACGCCGGGCACCCUCCCCCGGACUCCAGCCUGAGUUCCAGCCCUUACGACUCUCUGCCGCCCUCGCCGACCCUGAGCGACGCCCACCCACCGCCGUCGGGCUCGUCAUCGCUGUCCUCCUCGUCGUCCUCCAUCUCCUUCCCGCUCUCCGGCUUCACGUCCAGCAUCAAUUCCGCCGGAUCUCAGGGGAACGCGGACGGCAGCCCGGGCCACGCCGGCCACCCUCAUGGCCCCGGCCCGGCCUCGCUGGAGGAUCUGAUCUGGUUCGCGGCCCUGCAGCAGCAGUUUGGUGGCGAGCUCCCGGGGCCCGCCACCCUCCUGGGCGCCCUGGGCGACAGAGACAGGGUGCCGGUCAACGGCUUCCUGGGCUGCGAGGAUGCCGUGGAGGCUUUGCUGAACUCGGCUGCUGCAGCCGUCACCUCCCAGUUUCCAGGUCUUUCUCAGAGCUCCAGCGGCGCCCUGGGAGACUCGGGCAGCGACAGCGGCGCCGACGUCUCCUGCCCCAAGGGCGGCGACAUGUGCCACCGACCGCUCGUCUUCCUGUCCAACCCCUCGCUCCCCAACGCCGCCGUGUCCGUCGGGUCAGCUCCCUACCCGCAACCCCUCAGCCCCCAGGGUCGCCUGGCCCCCCACCAGCAUCACCACCACCAGCACCACCUCCACCACACCAUGCACGGCGGCCAUCACCAUCAUCAUCAAGUCGCUCAGUGCGGCGGGAACGAUCGCUUCUCCGACGAGCAGCUGGUGAGCCUGUCGGUGCGCGAGCUCAAUCGCCACCUGCGCGGCGUCAGCAAGGACGAGGUGGUGCGCCUCAAGCAGAAGCGGCGCACCCUCAAGAACCGCGGCUACGCCCAGUCGUGCCGCUACAAGCGUUUGCAGCACCGCCACGCCCUGGAGUCGGAGAAACACGUGCUCACGCAACAGCUGGAGCAGCUUCAGUGCGAUCUGACUCGGGUGUUGCGGGAGCGAGACGCCUACAAGGCCCGCUACGAGAAGCUCCUUAGCGCCAACCAAGCCGAAGCUCAGACUGUCCGCGGCAGCAACAGCAGCAGCCAGCCUUCACCGCCCCCCGACUUCUUCCUCUGAGGUGACCCCCGCCCCCACAACCUGGGAGAGGGAAAGAAAAGAGCCAACAAGAAGCAAACAUGGAUGUUUGUGACAGUUCAUUAGUUGGGUUUGCUGCUUGGACUCACUUUGACUACACUGUGAAUUAUAGUUGCACUCGCUUUCGGGUACAGCAGUGCAACUGUGGACAGGGAGAUGGUACACUAUUUGGACAAAAGUCUUGGGACACACCUCUUCAUUCAUUCAAUCAAUUCAUCAAUCAGAGGUUGGAUCAUGAAGUUGCAAUAUUAUGCGGAAAUUGUUCCAGUGUUGUGAGAAUACUUUUGUAAUAUUACAGGGGAAAAAAACAAUGACAAGGAUCAAAAAAAUAUUAAAAACAUUUUAAGUCAUAUUUUUUGCGAAUUAUGAAUAUUAGUUUGUCCUCGUAAAAUUAUUUUUAUGUAAUAUUCUGACUAUUUUCUCAAUAUUCCAGUGUAUUCUGGUGAAAUUGCACAUUGUUUAAUCCAAUAUUACGACUCUAUUCUCAUAUUCAGACUACAUUUCCAAUUUUUAGAUAUUACGACUUUUGAUCUUUUUUCUCAAAAUGUCCUUUUUCUUCAUUCAACAUCACGUUUUUAUUCUCAUAUAAUUCAGAUUUAAUUACCAUUAUGUGAUUACAACUUUUUUCUAUUUUUCUCAACGUCACGACUCUAUUCUCAAAAGAUUCAUAUUGUAAAAGUUUAAAUACAAUAAUAGGACUUUAAAAAUCUCAAGUAAAAUGUUGCUUUAUUCGCGCAAUCUCAAUCUGUUUUUCAUUAAAUUACACACAGAAAGUCAAUUGAAUAUGAUGACUUUAUUCGAAUAAAAU
Molecule: messenger RNA, 2707 nt
Organism: Phycodurus eques (leafy seadragon)
Lineage: Eukaryota; Metazoa; Chordata; Actinopteri; Syngnathiformes; Syngnathidae
Gene: nrl
Product: neural retina leucine zipper
Exons: 5
Coding region: 643-1881 (412 amino acids)
Biological process (GO): regulation of transcription by RNA polymerase II
Cellular component (GO): nucleus
Molecular function (GO): DNA-binding transcription factor activity, RNA polymerase II-specific; RNA polymerase II cis-regulatory region sequence-specific DNA binding
Source: RefSeq, a predicted model, not a curated record